Messenger RNA from Mus pahari (shrew mouse), 716 nucleotides. RefSeq names its product serine and arginine rich splicing factor 10 (gene Srsf10). Gene Ontology annotation, molecular function: RNA binding. Lineage: Eukaryota; Metazoa; Chordata; Mammalia; Rodentia; Muridae. The transcript has 6 exons. The record is from RefSeq and is a predicted model, not a curated record.
CCAAGUCUCGCGAGAAGAGGCAGUUGCCGUAGCGGAGCCCUCUGGGUCUGUGCGAGUGUGGUGUGAGUGGAUGUGAGCCGCCGCCGGAGCUGCGGACGGUUUGCCCGAGCCCGUUAGCGCCGCCGGCCCCAGAGUCCCCCCCGCCGCCGCCGCCGCCAUGUCCCGAUACCUGCGCCCCCCCAACACGUCUCUGUUCGUUAGGAACGUGGCGGACGACACCAGGUCUGAAGAUUUACGUCGGGAAUUUGGUCGAUAUGGUCCAAUAGUAGAUGUUUAUGUUCCACUUGAUUUCUACACUCGUCGUCCAAGAGGAUUUGCAUAUGUUCAAUUUGAGGAUGUUCGUGAUGCUGAAGACGCUUUACAUAAUUUGGACAGAAAAUGGAUUUGUGGGCGUCAGAUUGAAAUCCAGUUCGCACAGGGGGAUCGGAAGACACCAAAUCAAAUGAAAGCCAAGGAAGGGAGGAAUGUAUACAGCUCUUCACGAUAUGACGAUUAUGACCGAUAUAGACGCUCUCGAAGCCGAAGUUAUUUAAGAAGAAUAAAGAGAAAACCAAACUGACAAACAUCCUUCUUUUAUUUAAGACCAAACUGCAGCUGGAAUACCCAGUACAGUUCUGCUUACUACACUUCAAGAAAGAUCUGAAAGCGGAAAAAAGAACCAAAGAAGGGCAGUUCAAGCGACCAAAGGGUGGGUGGAAGGUGCUGCAGUAUGAAUA